GAGACAAAUAUUGGACUGGGGACAUGUAUCUUAAAUAUAAUUGUUGUGGUGGUGGUCAAGACAUGUUUGAGUGGUAUAACCGUUAAUAACACGCCUGAUUGAGAUUCUUUUCUCUCUCUGGUAAUAAGAGUGACUUCUGUUUUAAAGUCACAUGUGCCUUGUCUCCGACAGUUUUAUCUCUCUUCUCGCUCCUUGGCUCUGGUUCACAUGGUACUUCAAUAAGAUUCACUAACUUUAAGGUGUUUCAUCUCAGAAGAGUCAGGUGGGUACUUCUAAGAUUAUUUUCUUUUUCUUCACACGAGCAAUUCUGUUUGAUCUUGAACUCCUCCGGUCACACAUAAGAUUAUAAACCCUCUCUCUCUCUGUCUUGAUACUGUCUGCUCAAGUAAUCUAGCCACCGACCAAAAAGAUUAUUACAAGGUGUGAAUCACACAAGUGGCAAGAAAUGUACAAGCAUCCAAGACAAGGGAUUGAAGCUUACUCUUUACCUCCUUUUGAGGCCAACUCUGUUGGGAAGCUUAGAUACAUACCGGUUAACAACUCCCGUAAACGGUAUUGCAUGCUCGAGCCAUCAUCAUCAUCACCUGACUCUACGGUUUUGGUAUCAAACAACAACAACAACUCGACACAUGAGGAUACGUCCGCCUCUUGUGUGACCGACGACUUUAAUGACAAGAUUAAGGAACUUGAAACAGCGAUGAUGGGACCAGACUGCUUAGACUUAGCCCUUUAUUACAAUGACUCAUUUGUAUCAACGCCAUGUCAAGUGACUAAUAGCUGGAGAUCAACUCUAGAGGCCGUCUCUAGACGCGACCUAAGAGCUGAUCUUGUUUCAUGUGCCAAAGCUAUGUCUGAAAACGAUCUUAUGAUGGCAAAUUCAAUGAUGGAGAAGCUGCGUCUAAUGGUUUCUGUUUCAGGCGAGCCUAUCCAACGGUUAGGAGCUUACUUACUAGAAGGCCUAGUGGCUCAGCUAGCUUCAUCAGGUAGUUCCAUAUACAAAUCACUUAAUAGGUGUCCUGAACCGGCAAGCAACGAGCUUCUCUCCUACAUGCACAUCCUCUACGAGGUUUGCCCUUACUUCAAGUUCGGAUACAUGUCAGCAAAUGGUGCCAUUGCUGAAGCCAUGAAGAAUGAAAACAGAGUUCAUAUUAUCGAUUUCCAAAUCGGUCAAGGGAGUCAAUGGGUUACUCUUAUCCAGGCUUUUGCGGAGAGGCCCGGUGGGCCUCCUUGGAUACGUAUAACGGGUAUUGAUGAUAUGGCUUCAGCGUAUGCGCGUGGAGGUGGGUUGAGUAUUGUGGGAAAUAGACUUGCUAAGCUUGCUAAGAAGUUUAACGUUCCAUUUGAGUUCAACUCGGUGUCGGUGUCGGUGUCAGUGGCUGAAGUUAAACCUAACAACCUUGGAGUCCGAUCAGGGGAAGCUCUAGCCGUUAACUUUGCCUUUGUGCUUCAUCAUAUGCCUGACGAAAGCGUUAGCACAGAGAAUCACCGGGACCGGUUACUGAGAAUGGUUAAGGGCUUAUCUCCCAAAGUGGUGACUCUAGUGGAGCAAGAAUCAAACACAAACACGGCUGCUUUCUUCCCAAGGUUCAUGGAGACAAUGGAUUACUAUGACGCUAUGUUCGAGUCGAUUGAUGUAACACUUCCAAGGAAUCACAAACAAAGGAUUAAUGUGGAGCAGCAUUGUCUUGCAAGAGAUGUUGUGAACAUCAUUGCAUGCGAAGGAGCUGAUCGGGUGGAGCGGCACGAACUCCUAGGGAAAUGGAGGUUACGGUUUGGUAUGGCGGGUUUCACUCCUUACCCGUUGAGUCCCCUGGUGAAUUCUACUAUUAAAAGGCUGCUCAGGAACUAUUCGGACAAGUAUAGGCUUGAAGAAAGAGAUGGAGCCUUGUAUCUUGGUUGGAUGAAACGAGAUUUGGUUGCCUCAUGUGCAUGGAAAUGAUACGAAGAACGAACACAUAUACAUAUAUUGUACUUUCAGUUAAAGUGGUUUCUACAUGUAGGCAAAUUUAGUCACUCAUUUGAAUCUUCAAAAAAAUAGAGAUUCUUAUGUCUAGUAUUCGAGACCAAUGUAGAUGAACAACAAUGAGGACCGGCUCUAAAAUUUAUUAGACUUGAAAGAAUUAUGAUUUGGAAACA
Brassica napus (rape) is the source of this 2136-nucleotide messenger RNA. RefSeq names its product scarecrow-like transcription factor PAT1. Gene Ontology annotation, molecular function: sequence-specific DNA binding; DNA-binding transcription factor activity. The record is from RefSeq and is a predicted model, not a curated record. The transcript is spliced from 3 exons. Gene Ontology annotation, cellular component: nucleus. Gene Ontology annotation, biological process: regulation of DNA-templated transcription. NCBI's taxonomy places the organism in Eukaryota, Viridiplantae, Streptophyta, Magnoliopsida, Brassicales, Brassicaceae. Bases 446 to 1939 code for a protein of 497 amino acids.